Molecule: messenger RNA, 3017 nt
Organism: Verruconis gallopava
Lineage: Eukaryota; Fungi; Ascomycota; Dothideomycetes; Venturiales; Sympoventuriaceae
Exons: 2
Coding region: 1353-2774 (473 amino acids)
Source: RefSeq, a predicted model, not a curated record
CGGCGGCGAUGGCGCUGGCCGUUCGGGGCCGAGGGAACCGCACGUCUCACGCUCACCCACGCACACACGCACGCACUCCUGCACGCAUAUACACACACACGCCAACAUGCACACAGCAUAUACAACACGCUCGCACUCGCACACGCACACCUCCACCCACCCCGAGCCCAUGUAUGCCAUCUGUAGCCGGGGCCCCCCAUGUCCAUGAAAGCAAGCAUAGCAUCACAAUGCCCAUCUCCAGAAGGUCCCCCAAUCUUGUCCUCCUCUUUCCAUCCGCCGUGGCUACCACUCGACGUUCAGGCACCACCUACACGCCCGCCCUUGUGUGAUCAGAUCCCAGGCCGGCGACUCUGACCUUCAGCGAUCCGGCUCUCGACUGCGACAUUUCAAAUGUCUUCCCACCGUUCUUCUGGUCUCCGUGCGGCCUGCCCGCUCCCGCUAUGUUGUCUGCGUAGUGCACAUGAUCUAUGCAAGCCUUCCCGACUGAACGAGUCUGCCAGCAGUAGAUUGUGCCCUUCAUUCCGCCCCGUAUUCUGUGCUCUCCAGGUCCAAAAUGAAGCAAUCACUGUUCUCACCCGUAGCUGAAUGUGCCAGAUGGCGAGAACGCCUAGGAGCUGGGCUCGCCAUCCCGUCCGCCGCUCCGGGAUGAAGCUGUGUAACACGAGAGAAGUGCUGUAUCCCAGUUCCCUUGCAUCAAGGAUCCUGCUGAGCAACACUCGCCGCCAACAAAGACCUCCCAUAAUUGUUUUCCGUACACUUUUGACAACUGCAGCCUGCGAAGGAGGACGCAUUCGCCCUGAGCUGAUGCAAUCGCCCGUCUCGGCGGCGAUGGACAUCGCGUCGGUCUUCUGUGUUUUCGACGUCGUCGGCGUUGGAGGCAUUUCGAGUGAGUUCAAAGGAUCCGAGUCAAUAGGAUGAUUGCUUGAUCCCGAAUUGCGCCCCUAUGCCCGCAUUCACGGACAGAACAACCUGUUUCUCUAUGUGCAGCAGGAACGACACCAAGUAGGAACGCACUUGCAAGUGGCAAUCAGCCCUGCUUGUUUCAUGUCACUGUUGGAUUCAACUACAUCAGCAACAGCAACACCUUUCUUGACCUUUGACCCCCAAUAUUAGACGAAACUAUGCACUCCUUUGCGCCCCAAUCAUACAACGUCUCAUGAUCGUUUCCAACCCUUUACGUCAUCUCUGAAUAGCUGCCCGCCAUGACCAUCUUCUUUACGCAAUGGGCGCUAUGGGAGAAGAUGACGUUUGUACGUGACGAUGAAAAAAAAAUUGGUCGACGCGAAUGCUGACUUCUCGCAUAGUGUCUCGGCCUUGCUAUUGUAUGUCAUGCGUCCAUCGGCUUUUCUCAAAUGCUGACAGCUCAGGUCUUCGCCAUCAUUCUUGGCUUCACAAAAAACCUAUACGCUAGAUGGCGGUUGCGCAGCUACUCAACCGUAGACGCACAAGUUCUUGACCCCUCUCCAAACAUGCUCGAAUCCCGAAUUGCGAGCAGUUGUGCAGCUCCCUUUGGCAUUCGAGCGCUCGAAAGCGGAGUAGAGAUUGAAGGGGUGUGGAUAUCUGGUCCAAACACUCCCGUGGCGAGUUGCCCGGGAAGUCCGUUGAGCUCGCCAGCUGGCAGUAUCUCUUCGCUAUGUAUCGACGAGUCGAACACCACUACUUUCGCUGUCGCCGAUCUGGCAGGAGCUGCGACAGAUAGCAUACAAUCAUCAGUGCAGUCCUGGAGCUCUACCUCAAGGCGAAUAUCUGAUUCUGGUUCGGUAGCGAGCUGGACGAUCGAUUCGCAUGGCAUCAAGCAAGCAGAAACGUAUCGUCCCCAGCCUUCCUCAACACCUGCAGCCAACAUGCCACAAGCUUCAUCUCACUCACAUGAGCCCAGAAGAAGCAAUAGUAGCUCGGCCGAUCGAACCCUCAAAAGAACGUUGACUUCAUCGAGUGAUGGCAAUUACAAGCCACGCUCCUCCUCUACCAUGCCCACUAGUCCUACGAUCUCGAGAUCUAACAGCGAAAGGAAAAGAAUAUCACAAGAUCACUCAAGCGCCUCGACGGAAACGACCAAGGGUUACCUGGUCGAACCCGAGGUGGACCUUCGUCUAUUAUACAGUCACAGAUUAUCACAUGUUGCCGAGACUGGACAACUUAUUCCUCGCACCAAGAAAUCACCGGUCGUGAGCGGUGAAUGGCCCAGAAUGAAUGCCACGCGCGACACAAGGUCACGUUAUCCGCCAAUCAGUAUGAACAACCGUCGUGUCUCAAAAUCGCUUCCCACAAGUCCGACCUCCGAAAAGCAAGACCCGUUUGACGUCGCUGCCCCCAACCCCUCAAUGACCCCCAGCAGCGUGUCUGUGACCAAUAACAGGGUUCUAGACUCUCCUACAAUGGACACAUCGCAAGCAGAACCUCUUUCCGUCCGUGACGAUCACGAUCCUGUUACUGUGCCAACUCUCCCCCGAGACUUUUACGAACAACACAGUGGAGCUGUAAGCGCCAUAGCUAUGCUUUCGAAGCCCAAGGCUGCACGCUCGACUUCCACCAACUUCGAGCAUGAGAGAGGAUCCAAGGUUUUGCGACGCGUGAACGAUGACUUUGAGAUUCUACGAGCGGGCACUAUAUCAGACAUGCAGCCUGAAGAACGUGUCUCUCGGUCACGGCAGGAGACACUGGAGUCAGGAAAGAAGGGUCCACGACGGCUUUCCAAGGAAAGACCACAGGCCAAUCGCGAUAAAAAUAGCUUCAUCGAAGUGUUAUACGGUAACGAACGACGACCCCGGUAAGAGGCCGCAUAUGCGCCGCAUUUUGGCACAAGCCACUCCUUUGAAUCUUCGUUGCAUGUGUGGGGAAAUUUCAUGCCGUCAUUGUUCUACAAAGGCAUAUAGGUAUAUAAUGGGCGAGCUUGAUGUAACAAUACAGGACUGGAUCGCGGGCUUUUUGGUGCGUUUCGAGAAGAGCAACGACGUGUAUCACUAUGAACAUCAGAUAAAGUCUCGAAUAAGAAGAAGACGCUGUCAAUGGUCUAA